Messenger RNA from Plodia interpunctella (Indianmeal moth), 4059 nucleotides. RefSeq lists its product as uncharacterized. The coding region runs from base 134 to 3913 and encodes 1259 amino acids. The record is from RefSeq and is a predicted model, not a curated record. Lineage: Eukaryota; Metazoa; Arthropoda; Insecta; Lepidoptera; Pyralidae. The transcript has 3 exons.
UCUUUGGCGGGGAGGCUGCACGUCUCGACGCCUUCGCUUCAGUCGUGAGAAAAGCGCGCGCGAACGCGCCUGUGCUGUGCCUUGUUUUUUUUUUUAAUUUAUUUUUUUUAAAGUGCUGUGCCGCUCGGAUACAAUGAGGUUGAUUUUUUGGGUCACAGCCCUGGCUGUGCUCAGCCUGACACAUGCCAAGAAUUCUACAGCAAAAUCUAAACCGAAACGACAACUAGAAAACAUACGAACACCACAAAAUCUACAAUACUCGUUGGUACUUCCGCAUUCAAGAGUGACUCACUUCAGAGCACUAACAAGCAGCCGCAGAAUCACUCAUGUACCAACAAAUGGCGGAAAACUACCACCUUACGCUGUACAAAUGGAACCAGUUGUUCAAUAUUCUCAGAAGGAUCCACUCUAUGAUCCUAAUCUUGAUAACUUAGAUGAUGUUGGGGUUAACAAGAAUGAAAUCUAUGCACAACCUAAAAUACUUAAUGUGCACGACAACGCUGCUGAAGGAACUUAUGGACCACCUUACGGAUCUCUACCUACAGCUCCUUUGUACAGUCACGAACCAGCUCAUCCUCAUUAUUAUGAAGCUCCCGAACCUAUCAUUGAAAUUAUUAUCAAAGAAUCUAAUGAAACCCUUCCCGCACCGCCACCAACACCUGCACCAAAGAAAAAGAAAGAACCUGUUCACGUGUUCUAUGUGAAAUACAGCAAAGACCCUCACUCAAAAGAUAAAGUUAUUUACGAAAAGCCUAUUCCUGCUAUCACUCCCCCUACAAACGAUGAAGAUGACCAUCACCAUGAAGAUUAUGUCACUGUGACACCAGAACCACUUUAUGCACCCGUUCAAACAACUACUUUACGAGCUAUAAUCAAACCAGAAUCUGAAGUUUAUCAUAGUGAUAGUAGCGUCAAAAUUACUUUCGGUAAUGAAGGUCAUCAUUAUAGUGAUAGACGAGAAAGUAUCUCAGAGGGUCAUGAGGAAACGGCUCCAAGACCAGCGAUAGCUUUUCCAAAUCCGUCACCAAGCCACCCCCCGCUACAAAGAUCCGCUUCACCUAAGCUGCAAAACCACGAGUCACAGACAAGACCAGUAGCAAAUCACCCUACACCACAAACCUAUAGACCAGUGUCCCAACAUGCACAAAGCCGCAUUCAAUUUCAACCACAAUACUUACCAAAUGAACAACAGCUUCCACGUCAAAGCCCGUCAGUGGCGCCAUUUAGAUUUCAGCAACAAGUGAAUCGUCAAAAUACAUUCGGACCUACACCAUCAUUAAGCCCAAAUCCCAACUCACAUCCAUCUAGUGCUUCUCCUGGGCCUAUCGCUCAUUUUAACAAUAACGCGCCGUCAGUUUCAGGACCAACAUUCCCAUCCUUCCCAAGACCCAAUAAUCCACCUCCUACAUUCCAUCAGCGUCCAAGCCCUCCAUCUUUUGCUCCACGUCCCCACAUAAAUGGCCCCCCACGAACCAGUUUCCACACAGGACCUCAAAGACCAUUUCACCAGCCGCAGCCACAAUCAAAACCAUUCUUUGAUGAAGCUAAGUAUUUGCAAGAAAAUUAUCAUACCAUUACUACUGACCAAGUUGAUCCUCCAAAAGAACAAUUUGUUCCAAACAGGAAACCACAGAAUUUAAAUUUCCUAUCCCGUCCAAGUCCUAGCCCGGUUCCAGCACAAUUUGAAGAGCACACACGUCCCCAAUUUAUACCUUUAAAUCAACAAUUGCCUCAACAAAGGCCACCACAACAUUUCGUUGAUUCGCAGCAAUCUUUCCCCGUGAAUCCCAGCAGACCACCGUUUUUCAACUUAAAACCAUCACCUCCAAAAAUCGAAGACAAUCGUCCUCAAUUCCAACAACAGUCACAAUCUCAUCAACAGUUCGGAUUUCAUCAAGGACCUCAAAUAUUACCACAACCAACUCCUCAACUACCUCUUCAGCACAAGCCGUCAUUUUCAAGUUCCCCUUCACCGUCCCCAAUUCCACAACACCAAUUCCUUCCGCAACCAUCGUCUCCACCUCUAUUUAAUUUCCAUGCCCAACCUUCUCCUACUCCAGCAACACAUCAAUUCCUUCAGCAAGUGGCUUCAUCCGAAAGGCCCCAAGUCCACCAACCAGUUAGUCAAACGGCAAGACCAUUUGGAAAUCAACAAAAUAGUUUCGAAGAGCAAGCAAAUCUUCAACAUCAGCAAAAUGUAGGACAGUUUGUACCACAAGGUGGAGAAUUUGUGCCUUCAAUAUCCAAGUAUGAACAGCAUAUAACUAUUAAUAGUAACGAACAACCAAAUUACAGUAGUUUGAGUGGACCAACCCAGCCCACGCCAACUGCAACUCAACCAGUACAACAGUAUCAUCAGCUGCAACAGAAAGAACAACAACAAUUCUACGAUGCUGAACAAGAACAAGUAAGACAACAACUGGCAGAAAAUGUGAAGAAACAACAAGAAGAAAUACAGCGUCUUCAAACGCAAUUAUUAAUAGCGCAACAGCAGCAGCAACAACAACGUCAGCAACAACAACAACAACAGCACCAACAUCAGCAGCAUCAACAACUACAAAAUCAGUAUGAACAAAACUAUCGUGAAGCACAAAACCAACAGAAUUUGAACUACCAACAAACCAUUCAGGUCACAUCUCCUAAAUCACAAUACGUACAAGAAAGAUCAAGGUCACAGACCAAUUACGUUACAAGCACACCAUCACCUGCUUAUUACCAGUCAACCUCUAGAACUGUAGAAAUCAAACCAACUACACAAAAAUACUCCUCAACCACUGCCAACUCUAUAAGCUCAACACAAGAACCGAAGAAGGAAGAAAAGAAAAAGAAAAAGCCUCAGAUUGAGUUGCCUGAUGAAGUUCCAGAUGAUUUACGUCAGCAGCUUUUAUCUUCGGGAAUUUUAGAUAAUGCCGAUAUUAGUAUAUUGGACUACGAUAAAGUAGGAGAUACUCCUUUGGAAUCACUACCUCCAGAUCAACUAGCAAACUUUUUCAGUGCUGGAGGAGCUCAACAAAUUUCUUCCACUGAACUCAAGCCAGUUAUUGUAAAACCCAAUGGUGAUCAAAUUGAGUCUAGAAUAGACGAAGAUAUUGAUGAUGAUCAAGACAUAGCUGCUUCUGAGAAUGUGCCUACAUAUGUCGCUCCGCCCCAGUCACAGAAACAAGCUGUGGAAAUGAAAGUUGUUCAUUUUGAUCCAAAAACAGCUGAGGGACAGAAUAUCGCUAAAGAAUACGUGAAAGAGGAUGCUACUCAGGUCGAACCUGUCGCUUUAAAUGAUAAAAAAUACAACAGAUAUUUACCAUUGAAAGUAAGCGGCAAUCAAUUUCCUUUACCGGAUAUUCUAAAAGGAAGAAAAGUAACAUCUGUGGUUGUUUUGGCUCCUGUAGAAACUGCAGAUUUAACAAAAGAUCAUACAAGGGCUGAAAGGGCUACCAGUAACACAUUAAAAGGAAUUAAAUUUGUAGCGGGGGAUAGCUUGCAAGAUUUGUUAAAACGACCAACUACAGAUAAUUUUCAAAAAUGGUUGGAAGUUGAGAAAAAAACAGCAACAGACCUUCAGUCCGUCAUUCUUCUUGUGACUGGGAAUGAAAAAUCAACAGAGGACAGGGAAAUUUAUAUGUACGACAUAUCAACAGGCAACGUCAAUAAACUCAAUGGAGAACUGUCGAACGCGUUCGUGGAAGCAGCUGAAAACAAUUCAUUGAGCAAAGACAUCGAGAAACUUGCAAUAGAAGGGGAAGGUGUCCCUGAAAGUUUUGAUAAAAACGACGACGUGACCGCUGACGGUUCAGAAAAUGUGCCAUUUUUAGUAGAUUUAUCAGGAUUGAGUUUAGAUCAAGAUGAUAGCAAUCAGGUAUCAAUAUCUUCUGGUUAUAGUAAAACAAAACACGGCAGAUCAUUACAAAGGCAAUGAUGGCGACAUAUGGUGUUCGAAAUUCGAACUUUGUAAAUAGUUUAGAUAUAGUAUUAAUAAAUUAAAAACACGGCGGCGUAAUGUUGCAUAUAGUCUGUUAUUAAGUGAUAAUCAGGUUGUACAAAUAAAGAACCUUUUUUACUGUA